Messenger RNA from Asparagus officinalis (garden asparagus), 1626 nucleotides. RefSeq names its product coiled-coil domain-containing protein 94 homolog. The record is from RefSeq and is a predicted model, not a curated record. The transcript is spliced from 10 exons. Gene Ontology annotation, cellular component: U2-type catalytic step 1 spliceosome. Gene Ontology annotation, biological process: mRNA splicing, via spliceosome. NCBI's taxonomy places the organism in Eukaryota, Viridiplantae, Streptophyta, Magnoliopsida, Asparagales, Asparagaceae. Bases 213 to 1241 code for a protein of 342 amino acids.
CCCAAAUCUAAAAGUCCUCUCCGCCUCUCGAUCGAUCGAUCGAUCUCUCCCCCAGCCCAAACCCUAAUCUCUCUCCGACUCUCUCGAGCGCCGCCAGCCCUCCGCGGCGACUCCGGCCACCACCGCAGCCACCUCCUCCUCUUCUUUUUCUAGUUCAUAAGGUUACAGUUGAGCCUUCAGUUGUGUGAUCUUAUUCGUUUUCAAAGCAGGAAAUGGGAGAAAGGAAGGUUCUAAACAAAUAUUAUCCGCCGGAUUUCGAUCCGGCGAAGAUCCCAAGGAGAAGGCAGCCGAAGAACCAGCAGAUAAAGGUGAGGAUGAUGCUUCCGAUGAGUAUCCGGUGCCAAACUUGUGGGACCUACAUAUACAAGGGGACCAAAUUCAAUUCCCGAAAGGAGGAUGUAAUCGGCGAGACGUAUCUGGGGAUCCAAAUCUUCAGAUUCUAUUUCAAGUGUACGAAAUGUUCUGCGGAGCUGACUAUAAAGACCGAUCCGCAGAAUUCAGACUAUGUUGUUGAGUCUGGAGCAGGCCGCAAUUAUGAGCCUUGGCGUGAAGAAGAUGAGACAGUAGAUAAAGAGAAGCGGAAGAGAGAAGCAGAAGAGAUGGGGGAUGCAAUGAAGUCACUAGAGAAUAGGGCAAUGGAUUCGAAACAGGACAUGGACAUUCUUGCCGCCCUUGAGGAAAUGAAGUCAAUGAAGUCCAGACAUGCAACUGUGAGUGUUGAUGACAUGUUAGAAACUCUGAAGCGCUCAGCAUAUGAAAAGGAGAAAAGGAUUAUGGAAGAAAUAGAUAAAGCAGAUGAAGAAGUUAUCAAAUCUAUAGUAUUUCCGGGCUCAAAAGAUUUUGUUCGACGGAUACAGGAUGAUGAGGAUGAAGAUCUUGAUGCUGAUUUUGACCAUCCAUCUUCCAGUUUGAGUCAAUCAUCGGAGAAGAAUUUGGAGGUAAAAGGCACUUCAAAUCUCCCAAGUAUGGUGGAGAAGCCAACAGAUGCUUUGACGAAAGUCAACAUCUUCAAUAGUUCCAAAAAAGGAGAAUCGCCAGGGGUAUCUUCAGUUCUCAGGCCAAAUUUCAUCCUCAAGCCACGUACUGCUGCACCAACAAACGAAGAAGGUCCACCGAUGAAGAAGCCUUCAAUAGAACCUGCAUUGAAAAAUAAUGACGAGAGCACGACGAAGACAGAUGGAAUACAAACCCCUAAUGGGCUUCUAUCUCUCUGUCAAUAUGAUAGCGAUGAAAGCGGCUGAGGCGGAGAGAUUUUGUAUAUCUCACGCUGCGGCCAUUGGGAAUUGAUAGUGUGUGUAAAUAAUCCGCGAAGUAAGGAUACAAGGAGUUUCUUGAUCGCGUGCGGUGGCAACGUGUACCAUCAACUAUGCUUUGGCAGAACUAAAAGCAAUGGUGAACAUAUUUCAAAUGCUGAAACUCAUUGGGAGAAAAUCUAAAGUUUCAAAUUUCAUUGCAAAACUGUCAUUGGAUAUGAUGUAAUACACAUAAAUUAUCUACAGAUAAAGUUUUAAUGAUUUUGAUGUCAUUCAUGUAUCAGGGUGCAAAAAGUUAAAAACAACUUCUGCUCGAAACAUUGAUCCUAAAAAUAUAUGAUACGCAAGUAAAAUACGUUGAGAUUCUUUGUAA